This is a messenger RNA of Zophobas morio, 1842 nucleotides long. RefSeq lists its product as uncharacterized. The record is from RefSeq and is a predicted model, not a curated record. The coding region runs from base 1 to 1842 and encodes 613 amino acids. Lineage: Eukaryota; Metazoa; Arthropoda; Insecta; Coleoptera; Tenebrionidae. Gene Ontology annotation, molecular function: ligand-gated monoatomic ion channel activity; signaling receptor activity. The transcript is spliced from 11 exons. Gene Ontology annotation, cellular component: postsynaptic density membrane; plasma membrane.
AUGCGAAAUCUGGCUUGGUUAGCUGUGCUUCUACUACGUUUCGGAUUUUCAGGAUGCUCGUCGCCGGAUUUGGAUUUUUUGACGGGGUUUUUCAGGGGAAAGCCGGCGGUGGUCACGAGCUACAACUGCUGGAGCAAAAGUAAAAACGUGGAGUUGGUGAAAAGCCUGGCGAACUCCCCCGACGUCCACUUCUCCGGCUACUACACCGCCCCUCGAGUCGACACCCUCAAAAAAUAUUCCAACAUCGACUACCUCGUUCUGGAUUUACGCAACUGCCUCCCUGCCAACCUCAUUCUUCUCCAGCUGAACCAAAGCAAUACGUUCGUCUACCCUUUGAAGUAUCUGCUCCUUAUUGAUAAACCCGACUUUUCGUCCCUCUCUGCAGAACUCGGUCAAUACCAAAUCCUGCCAAACUGCGAGCUUGUUAUUGCAGUUUUUGACAACGACUCAGCUUUUUUGUACGAAACUUACAAAGUGGGGAAAAAGAGCGAAUUAACUUGGGAGAAUUAUGGAAAUUGGACGUUGGAAGGUGGUUUGCAUGAGCAUUAUUGGAACGUUCCGACGUCUCAGCGGCGAAUGGAUUUGAAAGGGGCUAAUUUAGUCGUGUGUCUUGUGGUAUUUGUCAACGAUACUUUGAAUCAUCUGGAUGAUUAUAAGGAUCCGGGGGUGGAUACGUUCACGAAGCAGGAUUACGAGUCGACGAUGUGUAUGCUGCAGCACAUGAGGGUUAAUCACACUUUUUCGAUUGUCGACAAUUACGGGUACGUGGAUGCGGAGAGUGGGAAUUUCAGCGGGCUGGUGAGGGAGAUCCAGUCCGGGAGGGCGGAUGUUUCAGCCGGCUCCAUCUUCUUCACCGCCGACCGCUACGCCGCCGUCGACCUCAUCAAGCAAGGCAACCCCCACGCCAUCCGCUUCGUGGUCCGCAAGCCCGCCACCUCCUUCAUGAAGAACAUCUUCUUCAUCACCUUCAACACCGGCGUCUGGAUCGCCUCCACCGCCAUCCUGGCCACGUUCGCGCUCUCCGUCCUCCUCAUCCUCAACUGGGAAACCCAACACAAAGAGAAAGUCAAACAGAACAAGUACAGCGUGAGCGAUGUAACUUUAAUCGCUCUGGAAGCCGUUUGUCAACAAGGAACUACAACAGAUCCUCAAAGUUUCGCCGGCCGGAUCCUUGCUCUGAUCCUGUUCGGAGCUUUCAUGUUUAUUUAUGUGUCGUACAGUGCGAAUAUCGUGGUUUUGUUGCAGUCCACCACGAAAAUUAACACGAUAGAGGAGCUGGUGGAGAGCCGAAUCGAAGUGGGGGGGGAGGAAAUUCACUACAUGAAGAAUUACUUCGAGGCGGUGAAAAAAGGUCCUUUGAAGAAGUUGUACGACAGGAAAAUUUACCCCAAUCAGUAUUUUCCGCUGAAAGUGGGAAUGGAGAAAGUGCGAAAGGGAAACUUUGCUUUCCAUGUGGCGUCUCAGUCGGCGUACGAUUACAUUUUGCACCACUUUACAAAUCAUGAAAUUUGUGGCCUGCAGGAAUUGCCUGGAUUUAUAGAGGAAAACUUGGGCUAUCUGGCUGUUCCGAAGCGCUCGCCGUACAAGGACUUGUUUAAAGUGGCGAUUUUGAAAGUGGACGAAUACGGACUUCAAAGACGUUCGAACCUUCGCAUAGUCAUGCAACCCAAGUGUUAUUCCCAAGGGGCGUCGUUCGAAACCAUCGGGUUCGUGGACUGUGAGAAAGUCCUCUACGUCUGGAUUUUUGGCACAAUUUCGGCUUUCGUUAUUUUGUUGAUGGAGAAUUUAAUUCAUCGUUGUGUUAAACGAAUCAAGAGGGAGAAAUGGGAAUUUUCAGAUUAA